AUGGAAGACACAAAAGUGCAGAUAGAGACACACCACACUUUCAACAACGGAAUCAAGAUCCCAAAGAUCGGUCUUGGCAGUGCAUACAUAGACUCAUCUGAUGAGAUCUACACAGCUGUUGCCGAAUGUGGCUAUAGACACAUUGACACAGCUAGCUUUUACUUCAAUGAGGAGAUUAUUGGUGAAGCACUCCAAAAGAUCUACAAGGAAACUGAUAUCAAGCGUCAGGACCUCUUCAUUACUUCGAAGAUUUGGGGACAUCAGAAGAAAGAUGUCAGAGGUGCAGUCACUGAGUCGCUCGAGAAGCUUCAGACUGAUUACCUGGAUCUCUAUUUGAUCCACUGGCCAGUGGCUUAUGAAGAAGCUGAGGACGGCACCAAAGUGCUGGCCAAGAUCCCCAACCAUGUGGUGUGGGCUGAGCUAGAGAAACUGGUUGAUGAAGGAGUGAUUAAGAGCAUCGGAGUGUCAAACUUCAAUGUACAGAGUUUACUAGAUAUGCUUGCUUACUGAAGAAUUAAACCGGUUUGAAAUCAGAUUGAGCUCCAUCCAUAUCUUGUUCAAGAAGAACUGGUCAAGUUUAUGAUAGAUAACGAGAUAGUCCCUAUUGCAUUCUGCCCAUUGAUUAGAGGAGGAAAUGAAAACAUGAAAGGACCCAAGGAUGUCCUCGAGCUAGAUCUAAUUCAAGAGCUUGCCACAAAGUACGCCAAAACUCCUGGCCAGAUCUUGUUGAACUGGGGGCUUCAGAGAGGGCACCUAAUCAUCCCGAAAUCAUCCAAGAAAUCAAGACUUUUGGAAAACUUAGACUCAAACUCAUUCGUCCUGGAGAAGGAGGAUGUGGACAAACUAACCGCUCUCAAUUGUGAUUGGAGGAUUUGCGACAGUAAAAAUUGUGAUUUCCUCUUAAACUACAAUAUUUUCAGAUAA
Messenger RNA from Moneuplotes crassus, 924 nucleotides. NCBI's taxonomy places the organism in Eukaryota, Ciliophora, Spirotrichea, Euplotida, Euplotidae. The record is from the annotation of a GenBank genome assembly.